This is a messenger RNA of Ictalurus punctatus (channel catfish), 4622 nucleotides long. It is a transcript of the gene prkacbb, whose product is annotated as protein kinase, cAMP-dependent, catalytic, beta b. The transcript has 10 exons. NCBI's taxonomy places the organism in Eukaryota, Metazoa, Chordata, Actinopteri, Siluriformes, Ictaluridae. The record is from RefSeq and is a predicted model, not a curated record. The coding region runs from base 1438 to 2319 and encodes 293 amino acids. Gene Ontology annotation, biological process: peptidyl-serine phosphorylation. Gene Ontology annotation, cellular component: cAMP-dependent protein kinase complex; nucleus. Gene Ontology annotation, molecular function: ATP binding; cAMP-dependent protein kinase activity.
GUAUAACGGAGGUGGAUAACUGUAUAACUAUUGGUGUGGAUUUCUACGGCUAGACACGUCGAUCUCUCUCUAUUGUCAUGUGACUUACAACUUAAAAAGAGUCGACACGCUGCCUUCCGCCAUUCUUAUUAUCCUGGCCGCUCUUCCGCGCCAGUCCCGCUGCACGAUGGGACAGCGUAGUGUACAUCAUCCGGGUAUUUCCUGCCUAGUAUUUUAUGAAUACUGAGUAUUCGGACAAACUACUCCUUUGCUGUACUUGCCUUCACCCACUGUAUAGCAGAAGAUGGGGAUAUUCGGACGCGGCUUUGGACUUGAGAUCUUCCUUAGUUUCCGCGUGCAGGGGGCGUUUAUUUUUAUAAACGAGGUUCUAGGAAAGUAACCAACAACAGGGUGGCGUGAUGAGGCCCGACAUGACGCAAGGUCGCUGUUACCACCCUAUCUUCCAAACAAUCCCAAAGUUAAUGUAAGAAAACACUUUCCGACCAAUCAGAUUGGAGAACUGUAUCUUAGUUUUAUGCGUUUAAUAAAAAGAAGUGUACGUUUUAGUGUCAUUUCCUUGUUGCUUCAAUCUGUUGUUGGUAUGCAGAGCUCUGCGGAAAAUGACCCAGCGGUCUCAGAAGAGCUUCCCGGAUUAAUAAACAGUCCAUUUACAGAAACACGCACGCACACAAGCGCAGAUGGUUGUCUUGUUCUGUAAACACUGGGGCACAGCUGAGCUCUGCCCGUAUAUGGUGAAGAAGUGACUAAUGCCCAUUCAUAAAACUCGCAACUCUGCUCUGGGGUUUGUUGUUGUCUCUGUGUAGACUCACACUCUUCCCCUCGAGCGUCUUAAUCUCAGCACACACACACACACACGCGCACGCUCGCGUUUGUCAUUGACUCGAACGGCUUGUCAUCAGACCUUCGUCAGAGGAUAAGUUUAAUUACGAGCUUUGAAAGGCUUGACGCAAGCAGCCCCCGGGCUCGUGUCGGUUUGAGCGUGACGCCGAUAGCGAGAUAGCGCCGGUUCGGAGCCGCGUAAACACGGUCUAGGGUUAAGCGCGGCGCGAUAACUUGGGUCCGUCUCCGGGAAGUCGGAGCUCAGCGGCGUUAAGGUGGAAAUCGCACGCGUCUGCGCGACCUUCGACUUUUUCACACGCUGAUCAGUCUGAGAAAUACAAACACACGUCAGCACGGUAAGGACGAUGGACGACGUUUGCAGAGCAAAUAAAGUGCCGGUCAUGCCGCGAGCAGCCAUGUUGGUUUGACGUCACUCGCUGAACUCCGAGUCGAGGAAACAACUCCCGUGUUCCCAAGAAAAGAAAUCCAGUCAAAGAGUUCUUAGCCAAAGCCAAAGAAGAUUUCCUGAGGAAAUGGGAAUGUCCACCACAGAGCACAACUUGCCUAGACGACUUUGACAGACUGAAGACUCUGGGCACGGGCAGUUUCGGGAGAGUCAUGCUGGUAAAACACAAAGGAACAGAGCAGUUCUACGCCAUGAAAAUUUUGGACAAACAGAAGGUGGUGAAAUUGAAGCAAAUAGAACACACGCUAAACGAGAAGAAAAUAUUACAGGCGGUAUCGUUCCCCUUCCUCGUCAGACUGGAAUACGCCUUCAAGGACAAUUCCAACCUGUAUAUGGUGAUGGAGUACGUACCGGGCGGCGAGAUGUUCUCACAUCUAAGAAGAAUCGGGAGGUUCAGUGAACCACAUGCAAGGUUUUACGCAGCGCAGAUAGUCCUUACCUUUGAGUACCUCCACUCGUUAGACCUCAUCUACAGAGACCUGAAGCCCGAGAACCUUCUCAUCGAUCAGCAUGGAUACAUCCAGGUCACCGACUUUGGUUUCGCGAAACGAGUGAAGGGCCGAACCUGGACGUUGUGUGGAACCCCGGAGUACCUGGCACCGGAGAUCAUCCUCAGCAAGGGCUACAACAAAGCAGUGGACUGGUGGGCCCUGGGAGUGCUCAUAUACGAAAUGGCUGCAGGUUACCCGCCGUUCUUCGCCGACCAGCCCAUUCAGAUCUACGAGAAGAUCGUGUCCGGGAAGGUACGAUUCCCGUCUCACUUCAGUUCAGACCUGAAGGACCUGCUAAGGAAUCUGCUUCAGGUCGACCUGACGAAACGGUACGGCAACCUCAAGAACGGCGUCACCGACAUCAAAAACCACAAAUGGUUUGCCACGACGGAUUGGAUCGCCAUCUACGAGAGAAAGGUAGAGGCUCCAUUUAUUCCGAAAUGCAGAGGCCCAGGAGACACGAGCAACUUCGACGACUAUGAAGAGGAAGACAUCCGUGUGUCUGUUACAGAAAAAUGUGCAAAGGAGUUUGCCGAGUUUUAGUCCGGACACAUCAGAGCUAUGUGUGUGUAUGUAUGUAUGUGUAUAUAUACAUAUAUACACGUGUAUGUAUUUAUCUGCGUGUAUAUAUGUGUGUAUGUGUACAUAUAUACAUAUACGAGUGUGUGUGACUGUGUGGCAUGAAUGCGUGUGCGAGCGUGUGUAUAACCACACAGCAAACGAAAUAAGGGGAUCUUUGCACUCUAAAGACACGUGGACGGAGCAGAGCGGAGACCACAUCGCCACGUCCGAGUUACUGCGUAUGCUCCUUCGUUCCGUCUGGUUCAUCAAGAGGCCAACAAAGCCCUCGCGCUUUACAUGUUACAUCAGACUCUUCACUCUUCGCUCAUCAUAUAACCUUCCUUAUUUUUAAUAUCUCGUUUAAUAAAUGUCUUGGAUGUUGCGUCCCCCGUUGUUUUAAAGGUGAAAGAGGUUUUCAGCAGUGUUCAGGACUAGGACUUCAAACGCCAAUCGUGCCGGUUUGUCUGGUAGCCCUGCCAUACGGCUGGAUUUCUGACCGUAGCCCUUCUGUUGUUCCAUCACAGGACCUCUGCCGGAUGUUUGGGUGUGUCUUUAGAAAACAGACCACGAGAAUAGUGUUCAAAAACACUCCAAGAGCAAAUCCGCCACCAGGGGGCCUCACAAGAAUUUUAUAUACGUUUUAUUUGACGUACACUCGCAACAACGAGCCAAGAUUGCAGCGACGUUUGAAUUGAGAUUCAAUUCAAUUGAACACACGCACGUUUGAAGUAUACCCCAAGGGUAUUUAAGGCAAACAAAUUAGUGACGAGUAGGACUAGACUUGUUGGCAGCGGAGGAAUCCUUGUCCACACUGUUGCUGUCGAGUUCUACUUGUUUGCACUUUUAUCUGAAUUAUUAUUUUUCUAAUAAUAAUAACUUUUGAGAAAGGAUGGAGCUGACGGAGUAGUUUAGUUUAAGAGUCUUGUUCGUGAGCUCAGCAGCGAGCAGGUUGGUAAUCCUGGGAUUUGAAUUCAUGACCUUCUGAGCGGUAGCCCAAAGCCUUAAACACUGAGCAAUGACUUUAUAUCAAAGCAUGUUAUCAUUUAGGGCUGUAAAAGGUUCAGAGCGCGCCCUGCACACUACCAUGUGAGCGUCACUGCUGUGCCUCGACAUGAACAGACACCCAAAUGAUAUCCAAGCUCCUCUGGUGGUCGUGGUCAUGGUCACUGAUUGGAUAAUGGAUGGAUGGAUGGACAUCAACAGAUGGGCUGCAGUCAGAGAUUUAUAAUUAAUACUAAAUCAAUAGCCUGAGUUUAGCGUUUAGAGCUACACGGUUGGAGCGCGUAAUAAACCGGCACAUCGCUCUGACUCGAUGCCAGCGGUGAUGUCCACAGUGUCAUGUAGCUACGAUUUUGAAGGAUACAUGUUGUGUAUUGUCUGUUACAUGCUUUGUGUAAUUAUAUAUUUUUUUCUCUCUUCAUUUUUGACUAACGGCAGCAGUUAUCUUACCUCAGACUCAACCUCUGACCACUUUUUUUUGUUUGUUUUGUUUUGUUUUGUUUUCUUCCCUCGUCAGCUCGCAGAGGUGCCGCUUCUUUGUCGUGCGUAUCUAAUGAUUUUUUUGAAAGGGUUUUUACUUCAGCCAGUGUUGAAAGCAUGACCAAAAACGACUGAGCUGUGGGUGCUGGAUCAAAGAAAAUCCAAACCUAACAGAGUUGGCUUGUUUUUACUGUUGCAUAAUGUAUGUAUUAUUUCACAGCUUUGAUGUAUAUCCAUCGGUGAAGAGGUUCUAUCUUAAAAUGCCCUGGUACAUCUUUUCAAAUUUGGCUCAGAACACUCAAAGUACUGUAUCUUUUCAUUCAAUGAUCUGUAGCAGAUACCGUUUGCUGUGAAUGUGGAACUGAUGGUUUUCCUGGUUUUUGUGGAAACCAACCGAGACUCGCCAGAUACACAUGAAAUCUUUUUUUUUUCUUUUCUUUUUUCUUUUUUUUUUUUUUUUAAACCCUCCAACACUUCAUGCUCCAUGUCUCUUUCGAUCCUUGUUUCUUUCAUUGUAAUGACUGAAUUUAGAGUUGCAACUCCUAGGUAUGGAUGUUGUUUGCCAUGCUUGAUUUCCAAGGUACAUUCUCACAGACACGCAUACUUCAAAAAUUAUUUAAAACAAAAACAAGAAGGAAAAAAAAAAACAAAAAAAAAAAAACAGACUGGGGUUUGUUAGCCUCGGCUCCUUUGUAUCACAGAAUUCAGUUAUUGUUCUGCUCAUAAUGCAUAUAUGCAUUGUUUCUUAUAUAUGUUUUUAUUUAUACACAUUAGAGAUGCUAAUAAAUUUUAUUUUUAAAAUUGCA